CAUCACAUCAGCAGAGGGGACAGCGCUUUAGGCUCAGUGUCUCCAGCAUCCAGCGCAGCGCAACCUCCUGCCUCCCCUCCAUCCUCUACAAUCUGCCCCCAGCCUUCCACCUUCUCUGUUGCACCUUGCAGGCUCUGGGCAGGACACUUCAGACUCAAUGGUGUGGCUGCUGGACCUCACCUGACUGCAGGAGGACCCCCAAUGUUUAAAGGUGGUUAAUGGAGAGAAGGUCGAAUGACAGCCGGGACUGUGGUCAUCACCGGUGGAAUAUUAGCGACUGUAAUCCUUCUCUGUAUUAUAGCCGUUCUCUGCUACUGUAGACUCCAGUAUUACUGCUGCAAGAAGGAAGAUUCAGAAGAAGAUGAGGAGGAACCUGACUUUGCAGUCCAUUCCCGUUUCCCUCCUAUGCACAACAACCGGAAUAUAGCUCUGGCAAAUGGUCCUUCCGUAUACUCCUCACCUUACAACAAGAAGCACCAACACUGCAGGAGCGUCUGCCAGGGUUGCACCCACUAUGAACCUCCAGCCUUCCUCCUGCACCCCCCUGAGGAGAUCCACAAUGGAGGGGAACGUAUUGCUUACAAGACGAUCAGCCAGGAGGAGAUUGAACUUCCGGUUAAUGUGAGCAAUUUGCAGCUUCUAAAUCCCAACCGCUUAUCUGCCAUGAGAGAAGCCUUUUCCCGCAGUCGAAGUAUAAGCACCGAUGUGUGAGGCCAUGGAACCACCAACUGGACUGACAUGAUCCCAGCAGCAACUCUGUGCUUUGGGCAGCGUAACGGUACCAAUGUACCAGAGAGAAGUCUAUUCCCACAGCCACAGUAUAAGCACUAAUGUGCGAGGCCAACUGGACUGACAUGAUCCAAGCUACUUUGUUCUUUGGGCAGCCUAACGGUACCAAUUAUCUGAGCUACACUGUUCUAUGGGCAGCCAAUGGUACCAAUUAUCUUCUUUUUAAAUCCAUCCCUUAGGCUUGUGGAAAAAUUGAUGGAAAAUUAAAUUCCCAAGCCUUUCUAAAAUGAGGUGGAUAAUUCCUCCAUUUGUGCAAUGAAGCAAAAAGAACAAAUAAGAAAGAAAAACAAAAAAAAAAAGCACAGUACGACUCCUAUAGCAAAAAGCUUUCCAGCCAGUGCUUGUACUCCCCCACUCCGUUCAUAGUUCUCUGAGCUUUUUCAUGAAGUGAAAUGUGUUUUAAACUGAUGAAUGUAUUUAUACAAUAUGUACAGAAAACUGUUCAAAUCUAUAAUCACAAAUAGUCGGCAAAAAAAGAGAAAGAAUUGCAUUGAGGGUGGGAAGGAAAAUAUUGAGGAACCUUUCAACUGAAACGUGACAAUUUGAGAGAUUUUUUUAAAGCUAUAUAAAUAUCAGAAUGCUAGGGGGUUUCCCUUUUGUGCAAUUUUGUAUCUGUAAUCACAGGGGGGGUGCUGCAAUAAUGAGUCAGUAUUGCUUUAAAGGUUGAAUUUAAUCUUUUUUUUUUUUGGAGAAGUUCUUCCAUUGUAUUUUAAUACAAGAGUAACGUAUUUUAUGCGUGAAUGUAGACGAGAAUCACCGAGUGAAAGGGGUUGGGGGGGGAGAAGAUGAUUGAGAUUUUAUGCAGCAGAGGAAGUAAAUGGCAGCUGGCUCAGGAAGUGACAUAAUUAGAUUUUAAAUACAGUUAAAGGUUUUUAGAAGUGGGGUUGGGCUCUAUAUGAAGGCAGUUUUUCGUACGCUGGAAAAUGACAUAAUAAAAGAUUGUGUGACUAGUUGCUUAUAUUGUUGGAUAUCCCCAUUUAUAUUAUUUAAUAUGGAUGGUUGCGUGUCCAGUUGGUGGUAACCUGUGCCCUACCCCCCUGAUGCUUCCUCUUGCAUUCUUUCUAAUUGCGUAGCAGAGAGCAGGGAGUAAUGACCUGGGCAUGGACAACCAUGCCCAUGUUGUCAAUGACAUUGAAAAGCUCUAGUCAAGUUAAUCGCUGUACCUAUUGUUCUUCCAAUAUUCUUACUCUCGAGCACCAAGGACUCUACUGCAUAAUAAUAUCUAUGGCGAAGUUUGCCAGGUAGGGGUGUCUCUCUCAGGGAUCAUGAUCAGACGAGGGAAUGAAUACUAUCACUUUGUACAGAAGACCAUAUUAGAGUCAUACACAAGUACAAGCCAUUUACCAUGACCAACGUCUUCAAUAUCUUGCAGUAAUCCUUAUGGGCAUAAAAGAAGAGGCAAGUGACCCCAAGGAGCUCCCCAAAAACUGCUUCUUCUAAUGUUGGAUUCAGAGAUGUUAGAUUCUAAAUUUUAAGUUUCCAAACUAUGUGCAGAAUCUGCAGAUCCACUACUAAUAAACGAAAUAGUUUCUACAAAAUUUGUGUAACAGUAUUUUCCCAAAGGUCAAAUUCAGGAUUUCGUUCCUUUUGCAACAGUUUCUCUUGAAAAGUACAAAAGCAUUCAAGCGGUUUUCAAGUGCCGUUUUGAUUCAAAAAGUCAAUGAAAAUCUAUUUGGUCCAAGUAGAAAUUUUCUCCAACAUAUAUUAAAUUAUUUGAAAAGUUCUUUUUCUCUUAUAACAGUGAAUCUGGCCCUUUAGGUCUCUUAAAAAGUGUAAGUUAUUGAACAAUAUAUUUGCAACAUUUAUCUAAAACAUCAUGUGACUUUUCUCCACUCAAACAAGUAAGUCAAUUUUUUUCCAAAUGUCCCAUUUUUGCCCCUAAUUUACAUAUGCAAAUUAGGGUUAAGAUUCGGGCCUUUCACAACGGAUCAGUAAUUCGGACAAAUCAUAAAAUAGUGGAUUCGGUGCAUCCCUAGACAUUUAUGAGUUGAACUUUGCCACAUUGACUGAGUUUAUUUAAAGCCUUGGGACAAUGAAGCCAAUAAAUCAGAUAAUGAUGAGAUAUUUCGUGGAAAAAUUCAGCUUGCAUACAAAGAAAUUUUGUGUAAUUUGUAGUUUAUGACAUGGCAUUUUGGCACAGAUUUAAUUUACAGACUUGCGAAGUACUU
Molecule: messenger RNA, 2957 nt
Organism: Xenopus laevis (African clawed frog)
Lineage: Eukaryota; Metazoa; Chordata; Amphibia; Anura; Pipidae
Gene: fam163b.L
Product: family with sequence similarity 163 member B L homeolog
Exons: 3
Coding region: 235-711 (158 amino acids)
Cellular component (GO): membrane
Source: RefSeq, a predicted model, not a curated record